AAGUCCUAAUCACCCUUCCAUUUUCCUUGUUUUGUUCUUGGCUUUAGAGCAUAUCAAAUCCUUCAGUGGGCCUAAAUAGGCAGAGAGGUAAUAGAUUUCAUUUUUUUUUGCCCCCCAGCAUAAUUGAAUAGAAUUAGCUCAUGAAGGCCACUGAUAAGCACUGGAACUUGUGCAUGGGAGAGAGGACUAGGACUUAUGCCAUUUGCCAACAGCAAAUUAAGAGGCAAAGAGAAAAGCUGUAAGUAGUAACUUGAGUUGUGAAUUGAAAUAUAUUGACAAACAUUUUGAAAGGAGCCUUUUGCACCUCUUCUGAGGCUUACAUAAUGUAGCCUAGCAUUUUGUGCUGUCAGUAAACAAAAUAUAUGGCGACAUGCCUUUCUAGUGAACUCUUUCCUUUUAAUCUGCGUGUUUAUGUAUGUACACAUGAGAAAGCAGGUACCUGAGCAUGUACUGAUUCUGAGAAAUGAAACCAGAAGAAAAAGUAGAAAGAUUACCUAUGUAUUUCUCUCAUCUUCCUAUUAAGAAUUAGUAAGUAGAGCUAGAGUAAUAGAUGACUUCAUUUUAUGGCUGUCAUGAUAUCAUGAGAAUAUACGUAGGUCAUAAGUGAUACAUAAUAGUGUUAUUUCAGGCAGAUGUUAUUGGCCUUUCUUAAAUGCUGCGUUAGAUCAGAGUAUAGAAAUUAAAAUCACUCCUAGAAAACUUCCUUGUAGAAACUUUUUAUAACACAUUUCAUUGCUGAGACAUGAAUGUACAAAUCCACUGAUACUGUGGGUAUAACUGUUGUCUGCAUUAAGCCACUAUCUGUUUGCCAAAGGUCAUUUUAUUAAAAGAAUUCAGAUGUGCAAAGAAAGAUGAGGUGGUUUUCCUGAUGUCAUACAUGUUUGUGUAUGGAUCAUGAAUUUACUCUACUUUUGUGCUACUCUGGAUGCUAUGUGUAGGUGCUUACACGUAGUAUGUAAGCUGCAUCAUUUUGAGCAUACCUCAAACGCUCAGCACAAGUAGUGUGACACUGCUUAAAGCCAUCAUAGCUCUCCUGUUCCUGAAGGCAGUUUGUGCCUUUAUAGCUCACAGUAGAAAAGCAGAUUUAUGCAUCUAGGUGUAUAGGUACUCCUUGGGGCGCUGGGAGCGCAAGCGAGGUGGACUCAAAGCUAAGGCUUGGUGCCCUGUGAGAGUACUUAGAGGUUAUACCACACUCCCUUUGUAUCCUGCUUGCAAGGGUGCAUAGGACAAAUGUCAAGCACCCCCUUCUCCCUUAGAGCUUCUCUUGAUGGUAGGGCAGGGUUUGUUUGCUAUUUAGAAAGUCUUUUUUAUUAAUUCUUGCUUGGAGAAUCCUCAUACCUAUCCCUACUUGUGAGAUUCCUCAUUCUUUGGAGUUGUUGUUGUUAUUAGCCUCCAGAUAUUUCUGCUUUAUCAGUUUAAUGCACUUUGGAGAAUUUGGCACAGGAUCAACUUUUUUUUUUUUUUUUCAUAGCACACAGACCUAGGUACAAUGAAAAGUAUUGUUGAUAUUAAAUAUUCCUAUUUACUAACUUUUGUGGGCCAGGUAUGAAGGGCUUUGAUCAUGAAUAAGGUCCACUGUGUGAGGUGCUGUACUACACAAGAUAAAAGUACCUUAAGUGUGUGAAACCAUGCAAGUAAGUGGCACAAUUUCUUACUGUAAACAACAGAAAUCCCAGUAAGAAUAGAAUCAAAUGAUUAAAAAAACCCACCAUUAUUCAGUAAGGGAGACACCUGUUUUCACAUAAAAAUAUUUUUUUUAAUGAGAUCAAGAUUUUUAUGGCCAUUAAAGAGUAUUUUAAAGAGGGAUUUGAUCCUUAUCAAUAGAAAAAAGUAACUUUUUUGUUGUCUACACCGAUCAGUUCUUACAAUUAUAGCUGGAAUUUAGUUUGCUUAUAAGCUAGGAUAAAGAAGUUGCCACUCAGGAAAAACAACAGAAUAUGGAAAUCAAGUACUAAACAAAAGUAAUUGCCAUAUUUAAGAUGUCAGUGGUGUUCUUGCUCUUGAGACUAGGUCAGAGAAAAGGAAUUUUAUUGAUCUAAUCUUCUGUAGUGAUAGUGGGAAAAACAAAAGGGCAGCCAGAGAGGCCAGGAUUUAGAGGAAAUAAAUAAAGUAGCAAGACUAUAUAGGAAAGAGCUGUUUGCUAAGGAUGUACACAAGUAUUUGUGAUCCUAUGUAUUUGCAUAUACAGGAAAUUUUUAUGAGGAGGGCACUUCCUGAAUUACAGUGUAUAUAUAUCAGUAAAACGGAGUUGAGGGAAGUAAAGGCUUUGAUGAAGACGAGUAUUGUGCUCUUGAAUCCUGUGAAGAUCCUGUCCGGGUUUUACUAAAUGGAUAACCAGGCAUUUGAAAUGCAUGGAGAGAACAUACAAAGUUCUUCAAAAGGAAAAGAGUGGCCAAACAAAGAGGAAAGAAAGGGCAGCUGGUCCCUGAUGAAAACCUUUCUAGUUUGUCUAUUGGCCUGUGUUAUCACCACUGCAAUAGGAGUGCUGGUCCUGUCCUUAGUCUAUGUAAACAACCCGGUCUUUAUGAAAGAGACAGAUGUUAAAGAUGAUGGUGCAUCUUCCCCCAAACCAGAUGAAAAAAAUGUGGAUAUCAGUUUCCAGUUCAUGAAUCACCUGGGGAAAUCAAAGGUACAUGUGUACCCAGGUGGCGAAAUUCAGUGGGCGAGAUUCAGGAAGGAUGCAAAUGAAUAUCAAAGUGAUGAAGAAAUGGAAUUUGGAAAAAGUAUCAAUAACCAUCGCUCCAAAAUGACUUUUGGAACCUUACGGAUCAAAAGCAAAGGGCUUCGGGCUCCCCACUGGCACUUUAAUGCCAAUGAACACGGCUACCUGCUACAGGGUACUGCCUGGAUUGGAGUAAUUGGUGCAGAUGACAGCGUGGUUACCACAUACAGUGUCACGGCUGGUCAAGUGGUCUUCUUCCCUAGAAACACUGUGCAUUGGAUAAAGAAUGUAGGAUCAGAAGACUGUGUGUUCUUGCUGUUUUUUACAACACAUGAAGAGCUUCAGACCCUGGAUGUAGAUGAUGCCUUUUUCUCUACCCCAGAGGAUAUAGCAGCUAGAGCAUUAAAGCCACAAGGUGGUGUUAACUUCAUCAGAACUUUCAAGAAACAGAAAGAAGAUCAAGCAAUUAACCUCCCAUCAAACUUAGAUCAGCUUGUGCAAAAUGCCAGCUAUGUGCAGUCUCCGGACAACCUGGUAUGGCAGUACUUCUACAAUCUCAAAGGGUCAGCAGAAUAUCCUUUUCCAGGAGGAAUCUUCCAGUGGGCUCGCUACCGCAUAAACAACACCGGACUAAAUGAAACAGAAAAAAUUUUUAGUGAGUCGCUGAACAAGCAUGAAAAUACCCUUACCUUGGCAACUCUCCGGAUAUUCAGCAAUGGACUGGGGCAGCCUCAUUUCCACUUCAAUGCUAAUGAGAUGGGUUAUGUCAUUAGCGGCUGUGGACAGGCUGGAGUUAUUCUCUCUGGAGUCACCACCAACUUCAACAUUGGCAUUGGAGAUGUCAUAUUUUUCCCUGUUGGAACGCAACAUUAUAUCAAGAGCUUAUGUGAUGAGGAUUUGUUUUUGAUUCUAGCCUACAGUACAGGAAACCAGCUGGAAACUCUCCGUAUGAAUGACUACUUCCAUGCAACAGCAGAUCAUAUCCUUGCUCAGCUUUUUUUCAAGGAACAGGCUGAAUUUAAGAAGUUCCCAAAGGCUGCCAAAAAACCAGGCAAAUAAACUCUCUUAGCAGUUAAUGGCAUCAAGAAUUUUUUCACCAUCACCACGUUUCUGUCAAUACAUUUUGGUACCGUUCUUGUUUAUAUUUAUCCAGAGGAGAUGUUCAGAAAAAAAAAAAAAGAAGAAGAAUAAUUUGGGAUUAUUAAUUAUAAAAACUUAUUUUCUUUUUAUAUUUUUUCAGGUUUUAUUUAUAGCACAAUGUAACUUGAUAGAUCAUGUAUUAAAGUCAUUUUUACCAUGACCAUUGCCUUUUGCUCUACUUAACACCCAUUAUCCCACCAUAUCUCUUACCCCACGCUGCUGAAGGUUACGUUGAUUUUCUGUGGCGUGGGCAGUGCUCUGAGCUGGCGGUGUCCCUGCGCAGACAGCGUGUUCACACUGCUCGCUCUGUCCCCAAACCAGGUGGGGUGUUACAUCCCUGCGUCUAACAGCGAUGGCAGGAAUGAGCUGGUCAGACAUUCAGCUCAUAAUGGCUCUCCCUCCCCUAACUGCACUCCUCUCGGUAGGGCCGGGAAUUGAAGACAAUUAACUCCUUUUCCUGACUUUGCCAACAAACUGCUAUCUGAUUUUGAAAGAAAUCAUUGAGGCUAGAUUCUCAGCAGGAUGUCGACUCAGUAGCAGAUGAGCUCUGUGUAGGCACCAUUCUUCGCAUGUGAAAAGCGGGGAGAGAUAAGCUCCAAAAAGGGGCCAAAGAGAAGCAGAGAUGAUUUCCUGGACUGGCACCUAUGCCACAUUUUCAACCCUCAGGUUCCCAUUCCUUCUUGUGUAAAUAUUUAAUCACAGCCAACAGGAUGGCUGCAACGGGGAGGCAAGGAAUUCUCUCUCUGUUUCCUAUGAGUUUGGGCAUUAUUUUUUUUUGUUUUUCCCUCAGGAAAUACUUGCUUAGUUUAUGAGGUUUAAAUCCAGUCAGGAUCAAAGUGGUUUAUUGAUUUAUUAUCAACACAUAACAAACAAGGAUUCAGUGAAACACACA
This is a messenger RNA of Falco peregrinus (peregrine falcon), 4694 nucleotides long. RefSeq lists its product as uncharacterized. Gene Ontology annotation, cellular component: Golgi apparatus; plasma membrane. Gene Ontology annotation, biological process: activation of protein kinase B activity. The coding region runs from base 2327 to 3721 and encodes 464 amino acids. The record is from RefSeq and is a predicted model, not a curated record. The transcript has 10 exons. NCBI's taxonomy places the organism in Eukaryota, Metazoa, Chordata, Aves, Falconiformes, Falconidae.